UCUCAAACUGAGAUACAGGGGUAUAAUACAGCCCAUAGUUAAUAUAGGCUAAUCAACGGAUUACUUCGCAUCGCCUCAAGUUUGUUCUCUCGACGACGGUUCAGACAGGGAAAUGAAUGAUGAGUUUAGUAGGAAGGAAAUACGACUUAUGGUGUUUUGCGUUCAGGAAACGAGUGAAGCCGACAUUCACCCGCAUACUACAUAGGAAGAGAAAUAACUGACUCAUUCUUUUUCAUUGCUGUCCCUUUCUCUCAUUUCCGUGCAAAUAACGAUCAAGAUUAACCCCGCUUUUAAAACGUAACCUUCGGGAGGUCUUGUCAGGAGAGCGACCACCCAUGAUGCAAGCUGCCAGUUUUGUAACCGUGGUGACGGCCAUUUUCUACCACCUCAGCAGAGUGGGGUAUGAGAACAACGCUCCCAUGACGGUGCAACAAGAGGAAGGGGUUCAGCUGGCGCCUUCUCCAAAAGCCCAAGAGGUGUCGAGAUCAGAGCGAGAUUUUUGUCCCGUGUACCAGCAGCUUCCUCCGGGAGGUCAGGCACAGACUUACGUACGCCAGAGUGGCCUCAACAGUACUCACGCGGACGGCGGGCCCAAUGGCGUCGGCGACGUCCUCCUCUGGCUCCUCGUGCACUUCCUGUGGAGAUGGCUGCGGAGCCCAAACUCCCGGGACCCCGCUCGGGCCCGGGCUGAGGACCGCGUCCUCGCUGAGGGGUCGGUCCCGGUCUGUCCCCGGGCGCUUCGUCUGGACGACGGCGGCGGCGGCGGCGGCGGCGGCGUCCUGGGGGGGGGCUUCUACGAGAGGUGCGUCCGCGGCGCCUCGCAGGAGCGCUGGCGGGCGCUGGAGUUCGUGGAGGGCUUUUCCGACGACCUGCUGGGAGCCCUGAGGCGCACGCUCGGCGGGGAGGCCGACCUGCGGGUGGAGGACUGCGUCGGCGUGGGGAGCGUGUACGAGUCGUGGCGGGCGGGCGAGCCCCUGGCGUGCGACCUGCUCGUCCCCCUCGCCCCGCCGGAGCCCUACCGUUUCAGUUUUCGGCUUUGGCACGGCCCCGGUAACGGCGCCCGUCCCGUUAGGCAGGCCUCGGGGAGAAUCCGGCUUGAGGGGCCCGCCGGGGACGAGGCCGGCUGUCUCUGCGCCACGACCGGCCCCGAGGAGGACGUGCUGUGUUUGGUGCACGGCCCACGCGCGACGACAAACGCCGACGUCCUGGAGAGCCUCUUGUGCUCGAAGGACACGCCGUACCUCGCCAGGGACCGGGUCACCAAGUGGUUCCGAACAGCUGUCGCGAAAGCGUGGGGGCAGAUCUCCCACAAGUACGACUUCGAGCUCACGUUUCGCAACCCGGACUCCCCGGGAGCUCUGAGGGUCAGGUUCCGAUCGGGGAAGACCGUCGUCUUCAACCUCACUCCGGUCGUCCGCUUCGAAGAUUCGGACGCUUAUUUCGUCUCGCACUUCGCGUCGGACGCGGGCGACCGUUCGCCCACCUCCUGGCCCCUGUCCUUCGCGGUCUACGAGAAGCGCCUGCUUAAACAUUUGGCUGAAAGGUUGCCGGAAGAUUCGUGCCACCUCCGCUGCCUUCAGAUCGUGUCGUUCCUGCACAAGAAGCAGGUCGGCCUGACGGGCGGGACCUCCCUGAGCGUCUACCACCUGAAGACCGCGCUGCUCCAUCUACUCUUGGACAAGAGGCCCUCGGAGUGGUCCGCCACACACCUGGAAAACCGUGCCUGCGACCUUCUGGAGUUCGUCCGGGAGGGUCUUCGGAAGACGGAGCUCCUUCACGCCUUAAUCGGGAACGGUCGGGUUCCGAAGGAAGUCGGAAUUCCGCCCGUCUUCCGCGCGGCCGAGCCCGUCGAUCUUUUCCGCCCCCUCGCGGCGCAGGAACGUCUGCGCGCCGGAGCGGCUGAGCACUUUGGGGAGAUGCUCAGGAACGCAGCCCUGCUGAUGCAGGAAUACGCGCUCCGCUGGGCCCGGGGCUGAGAACGCAUCCCGCUUCAAGGCCCCAGACUCUCAUCACGGUCAUCGUUUGCGAGGCGCCGCGUGGGAACGUCGUCGAUGGAAAACUGUCGUUCCCGUUUAAAACGGCAAUGUUUGUUGAGAACACCAACGUAAAAGUUUCACGCUCACUUUUAUUUUAUUUUUUUACAGUCAUUGCAACCUGUUAAAUGCUCUUUCAAGGAGCUAGGAUGAAGGAUUUUUUAGCGAGGAAACAUGAAUGCAUCCUCUGCGGAAGCUUUUUUUCCCCCAGAAUGUGACAAAUGAUUGACGUGUGGAUCCAGCUUUCCCCAUCUGCUAUGUCUGUAAUUGAUGUGGCUUCAAAGAGACGCUUGAAAUGAAAAGGACUUUCCAUUUGCCCAACACACAUUUCCUGGAAAAAUCAUUGUGUAGCAAUUUCUUCCAGCCCAACUCUUUUGCCUCAGCAGUCUCUAGUGCUUACACACAAAAAAAGAAUUUAGAGUCAGAGUCUGCAGUACCAUAGCCAUGAUGUAAAGGUAAUUGGCAUCCAAGUUUAGUAAUGCAAGCUAGUUACCCAUUUAAACUCGUUAUUUGAGGAAAGCGAUUCCCAAGUGCGGUUUAAGCAAAGGAAUGGACUUUAAGCUUGGCACGUUCUGCUUUGGAUUCAUGAGGUCACAAAAUAAAAUGACAUUUGCUAACCAGUGA
This is a messenger RNA of Anguilla anguilla (European eel), 2657 nucleotides long. RefSeq names its product inositol 1,4,5-trisphosphate receptor-interacting protein. The transcript has 2 exons. Gene Ontology annotation, cellular component: membrane. The record is from RefSeq and is a predicted model, not a curated record. Lineage: Eukaryota; Metazoa; Chordata; Actinopteri; Anguilliformes; Anguillidae. Bases 336 to 1976 code for a protein of 546 amino acids.